AUGUCCUCCGCGACCCCCCGGAAGUCCAUUGACAGCUUGGCUUCAGGCGCAUCGACUCCCUCCUUGUCUCAAUUCUCGCUAAAUCAGAUCGAAUCCCCGCGGGCGCCGACUCAGAGGUACCCUCUCAGGAGAGGGUCGACUGCCAGCUCGAUUGCCAGUAUCGGAGGGAUUUUGGAUCCUUCCCACCGUCACGGAUCGAUAGCUGAGUCCGGGCAAAAUGCCAUCUCUACUCUCCUGCAACCUCCCAUUGUCCGCACCGGCCUAGUUCCCCAUACCGCAGUCCCCUCCGCCGGAUACAAGCCCCCAACUACUCGCGAUAUACCUCCUGUCACAUUGACCAACAUUCCACAUGUGGAUCCCAAAGCGUUCGAAGCCUACUUGUCGCAGGUUGGGUCGUUGUAUGAUGUCUUCCAACAAGCAAAGGAAAGCGCCGGUGAUCAGGAGUCGCAGCUAGCGCGGGGUAGCGACAAGUCUUCACCCAAGGCAGAGGACUCUGAUUCAUUGGCUCCAAGGUCCAGGGAGAGGCGACCAUCGGCCAUUUCAACCAAUUCAAGAGCAACUUCUCCGUACGAUACCCGGGGUCGAAAACGGUCGUUUGCCGGUCCCGGUCGCGGUCGCGGUCAUGCUAUUACACCACUAUCUACCAUUCCGACGGUCUACUUCGAGGACGACUUCCACCUAGAGAACCCGCGCACAUUCGAUGUUGUUUCGGAGAAAUCAGAGAUCGUUACACCAUCAAAGGAUAAGUCAGAGAAUGGUGCUGCUCUGGAACCGGCUCCUACGGGUAGAAAGGCUCUGGCUACGAAUGCCAUUCUACAAGAGAAGCUUUCAUGGUACAUGGACACUGUGGAAAUUCACCUUAUCUCUUCGAUCUCGACGGCGUCUAAAUCUUUCUUCACCGCGCUAGGGUCACUACGGGAGCUGCAUGCAGAAGCUGCCGACUCGGUCAAGCGGAUCCAGGUUCUGCGCAAGGAUUUGCAGAAAAUUGACCGUGAGAUGGCCCUUGGUGGACUCAAGAUUGUGAAUCUGCGACGGAGGAGAGAAAAUGUCCGUAUGCUUGCUGAUGCAGUAUCGCAACUCCGUGACGUCGUUCAGUCGGUUUCCCAAUGCGAGGAACUAGUCGAGACCGGCAAGAUCGAGGAGGCUGCAGAUGGCUUAGAAGAGGUGGAACGGCUCAUGGCCGGAGAGUAUACUCCUGGCUCUUCCGAGGGCAACGAGAAACAAGAACAAUCGAGAAAAGCCAUUGAUUUGCGCAAGCUCAAGGCCCUGGAAGGCGCAUCUGACGACCUGGCGCAUCUGAGAUACCGCAUUGGCACAGGAUAUGAGAGCCGUUUCUUGAGCGACCUGCUGGGAGAUCUGAGGCGGCAUGUCGAAACCGUGCCUUUGGAUACAACAUUACAACGAUGGGGCUCUGCGUUCCUGCGACAGCGGGGAGGACAGCGCACAGGGGCUACACAAGCCCCAGCAUAUAUGGCCUUCGAUGACCAAUUACGGUCCCGGCUGCACCUGCAUCUCACAGGGCUUGCUCGCGUGCGUCAUACGACUCCUGCAGCGACCGCUUUCAAGACUGCGGUUUUGCGAGAGAUGAAGAGUCUGAUUCGCAAACACAUGCCCAGCUCGAGUGAUGACGAUAACGAAUCAGUGGUAUCUGUAUCCACGCAAAAGUCCCAGCAGCUCAGCCAGCAGGAAAAAUCUUCAAUUCUUGCGCGUAACCUCAGGGCUUUGGAUGCCCAAGACUCAUACAACAUGCUUGCUCGCGUAUACACGGGUAUCAGUGAGUCGUUGCGGAGACUCAGUGUUCAAGUCAAGGUUCUUCUGGAUAUUGCCAGUGGGUUGGAAAACCCGGCCGCCAUUGGUGUGAAGUCCGGCCCACCAAGCCCUAAUCCUCAGGGUCCAGGCAAACCUGCAACCCCGGGCCCUGUAGCCGUUGUGGCACAGGACGAGAUUCUGCAGGUCCUGGAUAUGUCCAGCCUUCUUGGCCAAGCCGUCGAUAUUGCGCAAUCCCAGGUCACCAAGGUUUUGAAGGUUCGGUCUGAACAGACAUCUCAGCUACCAAAGGAUGAAUUCUUGAAGUACUUCACCCUCAAUCGGCUCUUCGCUGAUGAGUGCGAAGCCAUCUCCGGGCGUAGCGGUACCGCCUUGAAGACUGUUGUAGGCAACCAAAUCAAAGAUUACAUCAACCGGUUUGGAGACGGGCAGCGACGCCGUGUGGUCGAGGUAAUGGACGCGGAUCGAUGGGAUGCAAGGGACUUUGGAGAAGCCGACAAUGCUAUUCUUGAUCGCAUCCUUGGCGCUAGUACUAGAGAUAUUGAUGUCUGGGUCGACGCAUCCAAGAUUUGGCUGCCCGAGAACGAACGCCAACAACCCUCUCCGGCUAGCACAACAACUGUCAACGGGUCCGGAAAAGAGAAGACGCGCAGUGCCGUGAUCGAUGAGCAGAAGUACAUUUUGUCCGAGUCUGCUGUUGCAAUGAUGAAAAGCAUCGAGGAAUAUCAAUAUCUCAUGGCAAAUAUACCCAGCAUGAUGCAAGACAUUGCGCCUGGUUUGUUAGAGUCACUAAAGCUGUUCAACUCCCGAUCUUCUCAGUUGAUCCUGGGCGCAGGGGCUACUAGAAGCGCAGGUCUCAAGAACAUCACCACCAAGCACUUGGCUCUGUCAUCUCAAGCGCUCAGUUUCAUCAUUGCCUUGGUUCCCUAUAUCCGAGAGUUCGUCCGCCGCCAUGCACCUUCUAGCCCACUGAUGGGCGAGUUCGACAAGGUGAAGCGGCUGUAUCAGGAACACCAGUCCGGUAUUCACGAGAAACUCGUCGAUAUUAUGGGAUCUCGAUCAGCCAUCCAUGUCAAUGCUAUGAAGAAGAUUGACUGGAACGCGCCCGCAGGGGGCAGUGCUGUGAGCCCGUACAUGGAAACCCUGACGAAGGAAACCGGCACGCUGCAUCGUGUGCUGAGCAAACAUCUCCCCGAUAUGACGGUCAUGAUGAUUAUGGAUUCCGUGUUCAGCAGCUACCGAGAGCAGUGGACAAAGGCAUUCGAAGAGGUCACCGUGACUUCGGAGACUGCCAAGGAACGAUUGCAACGCGACGCAGAAUAUCUGCAGACAAAGCUCGGCAAGAUCAACGGUUUCGGUGAUCUGGGCCAGCGUCUCGUUGAAUUGGUGAAGCAAAAGAAGAUCACCACAGAAUCCAAGGAUGCCACCGACUCGUCCGGAAAGUCGUCGCCUGAUUCCAACGGCUCAUCAAAGAAACAAUCCUAA
This is a messenger RNA of Aspergillus niger, 3252 nucleotides long. RefSeq lists its product as uncharacterized. Gene Ontology annotation, molecular function: syntaxin binding. The transcript has 3 exons. Gene Ontology annotation, cellular component: GARP complex. The record is from RefSeq and is a predicted model, not a curated record. Gene Ontology annotation, biological process: retrograde transport, endosome to Golgi; Golgi to vacuole transport. Lineage: Eukaryota; Fungi; Ascomycota; Eurotiomycetes; Eurotiales; Aspergillaceae. The coding region runs from base 1 to 3252 and encodes 1083 amino acids.